Messenger RNA from Aspergillus ochraceoroseus IBT 24754, 2282 nucleotides. RefSeq names its product E1 ubiquitin-activating protein ubaB. Gene Ontology annotation, molecular function: SUMO activating enzyme activity. Bases 138 to 1991 code for a protein of 617 amino acids. The transcript is spliced from 9 exons. Gene Ontology annotation, cellular component: cytoplasm; SUMO activating enzyme complex. The record is from RefSeq and is a predicted model, not a curated record. Lineage: Eukaryota; Fungi; Ascomycota; Eurotiomycetes; Eurotiales; Aspergillaceae. Gene Ontology annotation, biological process: protein sumoylation.
UCAGCCUUUCCCUUCUCCCCUUUCCUCAUCUUCAAUUAUAUUCCUCCUGUCAAUCCCUUGUCUUGCGAUGCCUUUUCUCUCGAUCUUUUCUCUCCUGGCUCCUUUCUGACUCUUGAUUUGCCUCUCGCGCUAUCAUCAUGACGCGGGACACUUAUCUUAAGCGCUCUCUCGGGACACUCUCCAAACGCAUUAAAGAGUCUCGAGUCCUUCUGGUCGGCGCUGGUGGCAUCGGUUGCGAGCUGCUCAAGAACCUCCUCCUCACUGGCUUUGGCGAGAUUCACCUAAUCGACCUUGAUACUAUCGAUCUCAGCAAUUUGAAUCGCCAGUUUCUCUUUAGAUUUGAGCACAUCAAGAAGUCAAAAGCUCUAGUCGCGAAAGAGGUUUCCCAAAAGUUUCAACCUGGCGCAAAAAUAGAGGCGUAUCAUGCAAACAUCAAGGACAGUCAGUUUAACGUCGAUUGGUUUGCGACUUUUGACGUCGUGUUCAACGCGCUGGACAACCUUGACGCUCGUCGCCAUGUGAACAGAAUGUGCUUGGCUGCGGAUGUACCAUUGAUUGAAAGUGGAACAACCGGCUUCAACGGCCAGGUUCAGGUUAUCAAAAAGAGUAAAACCGAGUGCUACGACUGUAACUCUAAAGAAGUUCCUAAGAGUUUCCCUGUGUGUACUAUCAGAAGUACUCCGAGCCAGCCGAUCCACUGCAUCGUCUGGGCGAAAAGUUAUCUCUUUCCUGAGCUAUUUGGCAUCAGCGAAGAUGACCCAGAAGAAUUCGACUACUCUGAGGAUACUGAAAAUGCUGAAGAGAUCGCCAACUUGCGUAAAGAGGCUCAAGCACUGAAAGAGAUUCGGCAAUCGAUGGGAUCUUCCGAGUUUACUCAAAAGGUUUUUGACAAAGUUUUUAAGGAGGAUAUUGUCAGACUGUGUGGGAUGGAAGACAUGUGGAAGACUCGCAAGCCCCCAGAGCCUCUAGAGUUCGAGAAACUACAGAAAGAAACCUCAGAUAUUGACAUCGCGAUAUCGUCAAAUGAUCAAAAGGUUUGGUCUCUUGCUGAAAAUUUGGUCGUCUUUAAGGAUAGUUUGGAUCGAUUAAGUAAACGACUGAAGACUCUGCAAGAAUCGGAAAAAGGGGAUAUUCGCCCAAUUUUGGUGUUUGAUAAAGAUGAUGUUGAUACCCUGGACUUUGUCACUGCAAGCGCCAAUUUACGCGCAACUAUUUUUGGCAUAGAUCCCAAGUCCAAGUUUGAUACCAAGCAAAUGGCUGGUAAUAUUAUUCCGGCAAUCGCAACGACAAAUGCUAUGACAGCCGGUCUUUGUGUUUUACAGGCACUUAAAGUGCUAAGGAACGACUACGAGCGUGCGAAGAUGGUUUUCCUUGAGCGUUCAGGUGUUCGGGCCAUCAACUCCGACUCUCUCAAGCCCCCAAAUCCAACCUGCCCUGUCUGUUCUGUUGCUCGCGGAGAGGUCAACGUCAACCUUGAGCGUGCUACAGUCAAUGACCUGGUUGAGAAAGUCCUUCGCGGGCAGCUCGGAUAUGGCGAGGAGUUUUCUCUUAGCACGGAGCAAGGCACCAUCUACGAUCCGGACCUUGAGGAUAAUCUUCCCAAGAAACUUUCGGAUCUUGGGAUCAAAAAUGAAAGCUUCCUCACCAUUGUGGACGAGGAAGAUGACGAGCCACGUGUUAACCUGGAGCUCAUCGUGAUUGUACCUGAAAAACGAGAAACCGCUCUCGAAGAGCAACCCAUCGUCCUUGAGACGGUUCCUGACAUCCCCAGGAAACCAAAAGCCCCAACGCCUCCGCCAGUCGUUGAGCAUGCCAACGGAACCUCCGGACUAGGGAAACGGAAACGCGACGUGGACGAAGAAGAAGAAGAGCUGAGCAAUGGUGACCCUCCUACUAAACGUGUGGCCAACGUAUCCAUUUCAGAUGGGCAUCAAGCAAAUCCUAUCCUUUUGGAUGAAACAGAGGAUGGAGCGAUUUUGAUUGAUGACUGAGGGUGUUCGUUACAUACCUUUUUAUUUAUAUCCUGGACUACUACUCUUGGAAGGGGAAGUCUUUAGGAUUGGCUAUCUUGUGCCAUUUUCUCAUGUAACAUACAUUCACGGCUAGAAUUUGAGUAUCUAUGAAAAUCAACGCUGAAAAUGACCACUAUCGAGAUUGUUUGGGCCUUUGUUCACUGAUUGCGGGUGUCUCCAAUGAGAUCCCUGGACGUAUUCAAAGCUGGUAAAAAAAAAAAAGAAAAGAAAAACCCUUGGUUUGGUAGUAUAAUAUAUUACGGAGUAUAU